This is a messenger RNA of Stylophora pistillata, 1051 nucleotides long. RefSeq lists its product as uncharacterized. Gene Ontology annotation, molecular function: protein binding. NCBI's taxonomy places the organism in Eukaryota, Metazoa, Cnidaria, Anthozoa, Scleractinia, Pocilloporidae. The record is from RefSeq and is a predicted model, not a curated record.
AGAAGACAACCGUUCCUAAUCCGGCUAGAAGAGCUCCUAAAAAUCUCGUAUUCCACGGUGGAAGAAGGUUUUGAGGAUAAGUGAGGGCCUCUAAGACACGGAAACGGACCAUGUAUAACAGUCAAUACAAGGAAGCUAAUGAUGUGUUGAACUACUGGUUUGGAGGAGGGGAUCGUUCCAAGCGGCCAAAAUGGUUCGGAGGGGGAGAAGAAGCAGCGAAGGAAAUAAGAGACAAGUUCGGGCCGCUGGUAGAGAAAGCAAGAAAUGAUGAGCUAAAGCACUGGGAAAAUGAUCCUAAAGCUACUUUUGCGCUGAUCAUUCUUCAGGAUCAGUUCCUUCGUAGUCUCUUCAAGGGUAGUCCCACUGCUUUCUCAAGGGAUACAUAUUGUGAAGAACUGGCCAAAAAGUUUAUACAACGGGGGACACACGACCAUCUAAAGUUCAGCGCUGCUGCGAGACUUUUCAUUUACCUUCCACUGGAACACAGCGAGAACAGAGAGACUCAGGCAAUCAACGUUCAGCUGUUCGCUCAGUUAGAGAAGGACUGAAAAGGGGGGGAAGAUGAGUCAAGUGGAAACGCUUGGUACAAAUUUGCCUGUUCUCACAAGGAGGUAGUGGAUCUGUUUGGCCGUUUUCCGCAACGCAACAAAGUUCUUGGCAGGGAAAACACCCCAGAAGAACAGGAAUGGCUAAAUAAUCUUCCUGAUCGUUUUAAGUGGUGAAAAGGAAACACAGCAGAGUGAUGAUAAACCACCCAGCAACAGUCUUGUUAAUAUAUGAUACCCUGUAGAUAAACUGCAUUGACUAGGUUCAAGAGAUUAUAAACGUUCGCAAUUUCGUUCUCAGGCUCUCUCAUCUUUUCCGCCCCUUUGAGCGAAAAUGGGAGACCAAGGAACUGAAUUGACUAGAUCCAAGAGAAGUAAUUGAAAACCUUGCCACUCACUUCCCCGUUUCCAGCAACCGCACCAACUCAAGUUUUUGCUCUCUUUAUUUGUAAGUGAAAAAAGUGGAAGUUGGUUAGUAACAAAUAAAGGCUUAAAAAUGCAAAAGG